Lynx canadensis (Canada lynx) is the source of this 4072-nucleotide messenger RNA. RefSeq names its product transforming growth factor beta 3 (gene TGFB3). Gene Ontology annotation, cellular component: extracellular region. Gene Ontology annotation, biological process: SMAD protein signal transduction; BMP signaling pathway; regulation of cell population proliferation. Gene Ontology annotation, molecular function: type III transforming growth factor beta receptor binding; cytokine activity; type II transforming growth factor beta receptor binding. The transcript has 7 exons. Lineage: Eukaryota; Metazoa; Chordata; Mammalia; Carnivora; Felidae. The record is from RefSeq and is a predicted model, not a curated record. The coding region runs from base 1112 to 2350 and encodes 412 amino acids.
GAGAGAGGGAGAGGGAGAGGAGCGAGAGGGAGCGAGGGAGAGGGAGAGAGAGAGAGGGAGAAGGAGAGGGAGAAGCAGCAGGGAGAGGAAGGGAGGGAAGCAGAAAGCCAAGGCCAAGGGAAUGAGCAAGCGAGGGGAGAGAUAGGGGAAGAAGCCUGAGAAAGAAGGAAUAACAGCUUUCCGGAGCAGGCGUGCAGUGAACUGGCUUCUAUUUUCUCUUUCUUUGCCUUUUUAUUUUUUAAAGAGAAGCAGGGAACAGAAGCAAUGGCCGAGGGAGAAGACAAGCCGAGGUGCUGGUGACCCUGGGCGUCCAAGUGGAUUAUUGUUCCUGGGGCCUGUUCUCCCUGCCUUCCAAUUGCACAUACCCCCACUUCCCAGCCAAUGAAGAGGAGAGGCAGCGUGAACAAAGUCAUUUAGAAAGCCCCCGAGGAAGUGUAAACAAAAGAGAAAGCAUGAAUGGUGUGCCCGAGAGACAAGUGUGUCGGGCUGCCCCCACCUUGAGCUGGGCCAGCGCGGCCCAGCCCUGCCUCUCCCCACCUACUCACUGGUGAUCUGACUUUUUUUUUUUUAAACAAUUUUUUUUUUUUCCUUUUCUUUUCCAUUCUCUUUUCUUACCCUCCUUCAGGGCAAGGCAAGGAUUUUGAUUUUGGGACCCAGCCACGGUCCUUCUGCUCCUUCUUUAAAAUACCCACUUUCUCCCCAUCGCCAAGCGGCAUUUGGCAAUAUCAGAUAUCCGCUCUAUUUAUUUUUACCUAAGGAAAAACUCCAGCUCCCUUCCCACUCCCAGCUGCCUCGCCACCCCUCCCAGCCCUCUGCUUGCCCUCCACCUGGCCUGCUGGGAGUCAGAGCCCAGCAGAACCUGUUUAGACACAUGGAGAAGAAACCCAGAGCUACAAGGCACACAGUCGGCUUCUUCGCGCUCAGGGUUGCCAGCGCUUCCUGGAAGUCCUGAAGCUCUCGCAGUGCAGUGAGUUCAUGCACCUUCUUGCCAAGCCUCAGUCUUCGGGAUCUAGGGAGGCCGCCUGGUUUUCCUCCCUCCUUCUGCACGACUGCUGGGGUCUCCUCCUCGCCAGGCCUCGCAGCCCCCCUGGCCUCUCUCCCCAGCUUGCGCAUGAAGAUGCACUUGCACAGGGCUCUGGUGGUCCUGGCCCUGCUGAACUUUGCCACGGUCAGCCUCUCUCUGUCCACUUGCACCACCUUGGACUUUGGCCACAUCAAGAAGAAGAGGGUGGAAGCCAUUAGGGGACAGAUCUUGAGCAAGCUCAGGCUCACCAGUCCCCCCGAGCCAUCGGUGAUGACCCACGUCCCCUACCAGGUCCUGGCCCUUUACAACAGCACCCGGGAGCUGCUGGAGGAGAUGCAGGGGGAGAGGGAGGACAGCUGCACUCAGGAAAACACCGAGUCGGAGUACUAUGCCAAAGAAAUCCAUAAAUUCGACAUGAUCCAGGGGCUGGCGGAGCACAAUGAGCUGGCCGUCUGCCCCAAAGGGAUCACCUCCAAGGUCUUCCGCUUCAACGUGUCCUCAGUGGAGAAAAAUGGAACCAACCUGUUCCGAGCGGAAUUCCGGGUCUUGCGGGUGCCCAACCCCAGCUCUAAGCGCAGUGAGCAGAGGAUCGAGCUCUUCCAGAUACUCCGGCCCGAUGAGCACAUCGCCAAACAGCGCUAUAUCGGUGGCAAAAAUCUGCCCACACGGGGCACCGCCGAAUGGCUGUCUUUCGACGUCACUGACACCGUGCGGGAAUGGCUCUUGCGAAGAGAGUCCAACUUAGGUCUGGAAAUCAGCAUUCACUGUCCGUGUCACACCUUUCAGCCCAAUGGAGACAUCUUGGAGAACAUUCAUGAGGUGAUGGAAAUCAAAUUCAAAGGUGUGGACAGCGAGGAUGAUCAUGGCCGUGGGGAUCUCGGGCGCCUCAAGAAGCAGAAGGACCACCACAACCCUCACCUCAUCCUCAUGAUGAUUCCCCCGCACCGGCUGGACAACCCGGGCCAGGGCGGGCAGAGGAAGAAGCGGGCCCUGGACACCAACUACUGCUUCCGCAAUUUGGAGGAGAACUGCUGUGUGCGCCCUCUCUACAUUGACUUCCGACAAGAUCUGGGCUGGAAAUGGGUCCACGAACCUAAGGGCUACUAUGCCAACUUCUGCUCAGGCCCCUGCCCCUACCUCCGCAGUGCGGACACAACCCACAGCACGGUGCUGGGACUGUACAACACCCUGAAUCCCGAAGCCUCUGCCUCACCUUGCUGUGUGCCCCAGGACUUGGAGCCCCUGACCAUCCUGUACUAUGUCGGGAGGACCCCCAAGGUGGAACAGCUCUCUAACAUGGUGGUCAAGUCCUGUAAGUGUAGCUGAGAGCCCGCCUGCGACAGACAGAGAGGAAAGAGAACCGCCACUGCCUGACUGCCUGCUCCUCGGGACACACAAAAGCAACACUCCUCACCUAGAGGCCUGGAGCCCGCAACCUUCAGCUCCAGGCAAAUGGCUGAGACGGAUGUUCCCUUUUGGGACAUUUCUCCUUCUUGCUGGCUCUGAGAAUCACUGUGGUAAAGAAAGUGUGGGUUUGGUUAGGGGAAGGCCCAACUCUUCAGAAUACACAGAUUUUCUGUGACCUAGACAGACGUGGUGGGGACGGAGGAAGAGGGAUGGCGAGUCGGCACCUGACACAUGGUGUGGCAAUGGAUCUGGGAAACCCUAGGGAGGAGGAAGGGCAGAGAACGGCCGGGACAGGGCCAGGCUGGAAGACACUUCUGAGGUCAGAUUGGCUCAUCGCUGCCCCACAUCCGCUCUAGGGAACCUGGAUCACUUUAGACAAGGCAAGCAUUUUCCUUCAGGCAGGUUACCUAGACAGUGUCCCAGAUUUGUAGCUCAUACUCCCUGGGAUUAAGGAUGAAUCUGCUUUUUGCAAAUGGUCCUCUCAACAUCAGUCAGCACCGAGGGUCAUUACAGGGAGAAAAUCCAGGUAAUGUCGUUCCCGGGCCAUCAACUGGAUUGGGCCAUAUGGACACGCCGAACUCAGAAGCGGAGGGUGGGAUGAACGCUCUCCUGCCCGCCCUCUGGGCCCCUCCUCUCGCCUUCUUCCUCGACCGUAUUUCCCCUUGGACAUCUGGCUAGACACCGUCCAGGUCAGGGUGCACGUAUCUGGAUUAUGGUCUGUGCAGUCUUGGGGCAUUAUGGGUUCCCCUCUAUCCCCCAAGACCCUGUGUUCAUCUGGUGUUCCUGGAAGCAGGUGCUAGAACGGGUGAGGCAUGCGGGGAAGCAGCAAAUGCGCCACACGACUUGGCCCCAGACACAUAGACUGAGGUAUAAAGACAAAUACAAAUAUUACUCUCAAAAUCUUUGUAUAAAUAAAUAUUUUUGGGGAAUCUUGGAUCAUUUCCAUCUUCUGGAAGAUUGUUUCUAGAACAGUAAAAAGCCUUUUCUAAGGAGGAAGUCUGACUGGGUGAAUAUCCUUAAUCACUCUUUUCUUAAUUCCCUGUUCAUAUCCACUAACUAGAGGGAACGGGAGCCCGGGGCAGGGAAUCUCGAGCACACUGCUUAGUGUGAGUCCCCUGGACACCGGUAAACUGCACUGCCUCUGCCAUCGGAGGGAGAAGACUCAACUGUUAUUGGUGUUCCUUCCUUUCCUUCUCGUGAAGUAGUUUGCUCUCAGACACACACAGAGGCAGUGGCAGUGGCUCAGACGGGCAGAAAGUGUAACUGUGGGCCAAAAUCACUUGGGGUGAGCCCUUGUACGUGGAAGUGUGUUGGUUUGUACAUUCACUAUCCAUGAAGAACAUCAUUUUUGAAAAUCUGAUCUCACCCGCCACAUCAGUGGGGAAUGAGAGAAACUGUCUGGCAAAUGGCCUAAGAAGACGAGGCUAAUUCUGUUAUCAGGUUAAGCUCGCCAGGAAACCCUUUACAGACAGAGGGCCUCUUGUCAAUGAUUUAGGGAUGGGAGAGGGCGGGGAAAGAACAAUCCCACAGUUCUGUUUCGAGGUCCCAGGUCCCAGAGCAAUGCAGAAUUCCACUGUGGCGUUGACGUCCACCUGAAGCAACCAUCUGCAAUGAGUGAGGAACCACCUAGCAGCUCCCCAA